GCUUCAAAAAUCAGGUCUUUUCCAAUUUCUUAGCCAACAUUCAACUGAUAGCCGAUCUACUUGUGGAACGGAAAAUCGAGUUUUUGACCAUCACUGGGCAAACCUCAGCCUCAGUACGACAGCAGUACUCGCAUCUGUUCAACGACUCAAGGCAAAAGUACAAGGUGUUCCUAGUUUCGACCAUGGCUGGAAAUGCUGGGCUUAAUUUGUAUGGUGCUAAUCGUGUGAUUCUGAUGGAUGUGUCGUGGAACCCAACCAACGACACGCAGGCAGUCUACAGAGCCUUUCGCAUUGGACAGGAGAAGGCCAAUGUUUAUGUGUAUCGUCUUGUGAUGGAUCAGUCGCCUGAAAGGACCGUCUAUUGGCGGAACAUUCUGAAGGAAACGACAGCCAUAGAGAUCAUCGACAAGCAAACG
Messenger RNA from Sphaeroforma arctica JP610, 416 nucleotides. RefSeq lists its product as hypothetical. Lineage: Eukaryota; Ichthyosporea; Ichthyophonida. The transcript is spliced from 4 exons. Gene Ontology annotation, cellular component: nucleus. The record is from RefSeq and is a predicted model, not a curated record. The annotation marks the transcript as partial. Gene Ontology annotation, molecular function: ATP hydrolysis activity.